UCACAUCUGUCUGCAGAGAUGCUGCAGCGCGACACGCCCUCAAGCACCGCGGACCCGGAACACGGAAGUCACUCACCUGUAGCUCCAGCUCACUUCAUCAGUCGGGGUCCAUCAUCUGUGUCGGAUUUCAGCGGGCUGUUGUGAAACUCCAAGCAUGGAAACCGAAGAGAAGGGAACACCUGCAGAACAGAGUCAGCUCAGCCCCCCCACCGGGGCCCAGCAGGACUCGGAACGCGCAAAGGACGCGGAGGAGCUGCAGUCUGCGUGCGCAACGGUGCGCGCAAAGCUCGACAAGCUCUCCGCGGAGUCUUCCCUGAUGAACUUUAAAUUCAAGAAGUUCUUCGUUUUGCGGCCCGGCACUCUAAAUCAAGCCAUAAAAGACGUUGAAGCUCUGGUGAAUAAGGAGGAGGACGGCAAUGUGCAGAGCGUCUGGCUGAUGGCAGAAGUGGACCACUGGAACAACGAAAAGGAGCGCCUUGUUGUCAUCACAGACAACACCCUCAUGGUCUUCAAAUAUGACUUCGUCAUGUUCCUCUGUGAGCAAAUCCAGAAGAUCUCCCUGAACUACGUAGACCGCUUGGUUCACGGCCCCUUCAAUUUCCCCAAACACUCCCUGCUCAAGAGAGAAGGGGAAGGUUUGCGCAUUUAUUGGGACCGGAUGAGAGAUCCCUCCUUCACCUCCAAGUGGAACCCCUUUUCAGUCGACUUCCCCUACACCACCUUGAUUUCCCACCCAGUGUCAAGCAUCAACGACACCUUUGCCUCUCUCUGUGAUCUCCAUAAGUUUAGGGAUCAUCUGAAGGUAGUAGCAGAAAAAGCUCACGCCAGAAAUCCAGCUCCUGGAAAAGCUAAUGGUGUAACGGUCCUCAAUCAACCAAUCACCAUCGAGGCAUACGUGGGUGCCAUGUCAUUCCUUGGAAACCAGAACAAACUGGGCUACGCCAUGGCACGAGGAGGACUUGGCUUCUAAACUCUGUUUGGGGUUUUUUUGUGGUGCAUGAUGGUCAAACGCCUCUGCCAGGACUCCAAGCGCUCACUUUCCUUACCAGUCUGAGUGCUCACAAAUAUCCAUAUUUCAACACCGCUCUUCACUGGAUGAGUGAUUCCCCUCUACUUCCAGCAAGUUUUGUGUUCAUUCUUCAGUGAAAUGGUAAUUCAACUCUUUCGCAACGGGACUCCUUUCUUCCUCCCCCUGGUAUCUGUUAAAAGCUGAUUCCCAUGCCAUUCAGGCCCUUGGAGAUUCACUGAAGCAUAGAUGCACAUUUGUCAGUUUGGUUUUAUCCCUUGCAGUGUAUUUUUACAGUUGACAUCGUCCUGAAAUUCCUCCUUGAUUUCUGUGUAUGAUUCAUUGGCCUCUGACAUAAAAACACAAUUUCUGUUUCCCUUUAAAAUGUUCCUUUUCAGAAAUGUUAUUGGUUUUAAUCCCAUUGUUAUGUGAUUCUGUUACUGCAAUGCACCAUAAAUAAUCCUCUUCAGAGGUGUUGAGCUCUGGCAAACAUGAUGACCAAUCUUGUCACUACUGAAAAAAAAUAAUUAUGAAUGAUUGAUAAUUUACAGGGUGUAGAAUCUUCUUGGUUUUGUUGAGUUAUUGUAAUUGAAAAAAAUAUACCUUUUUAUUUAAUCGAAGGUUACACUGUUUAUGUGAAGAAGACAUUUAUGCUAUGGGAUAAUGGUUUGAUCUUGUCAUGAAGCUAUAGUACAAACAGAUUGUGUGUUAGUUUUUUUAAGUUGGCUCCUCUUUAAUGCUUUAUAUGUCUUGUUUUAGAGUUCGUUGUUCAAGCAAUGAUCAAAUGUUGCCACUUUCUAUCGUCUUGCAUAGGAUUGAUCAAGAAACAUAAGAGAAAAAUGUGUUUGUGUUUGAUAUGGGAUAGCAGCAUGUGGUAAACAUUCUUGUUUUUAGCUUUAACGCCUUGAAUUGCUGGUUUGUUUUACACCUUACAAGUCAUGGAAAAGAAGGAAACUAUGUCAAAUCAGUUUGAGCUGCUGGGAAAAUUUACUGAAGAGUCAUUUCCUGUAUCUGUAGCAAUGUUUAUUCAGGAAGUCUGAUGAAGAAAACCUGUUCAUUCAAUGAAAACAAUAAAGUUGUGGAUGGAAAUUUUCCACUAAGGAAAA
Messenger RNA from Oryzias latipes (Japanese medaka), 2112 nucleotides. It is a transcript of the gene tprg1, whose product is annotated as tumor protein p63 regulated 1. Gene Ontology annotation, cellular component: cytoplasm. NCBI's taxonomy places the organism in Eukaryota, Metazoa, Chordata, Actinopteri, Beloniformes, Adrianichthyidae. The record is from RefSeq and is a predicted model, not a curated record.